CUGAAAGCGUGUGCUCAUUCAGGACGCUCAGCAGAAAGUUUUACUAGUUUCUUCUCCUUCAGAGCUUCAGCGUGUACUAUUAUCCAUAUUCAGCCUUAAGGUUUUGAUUUCAAGCUGCCAUGCCUGCGAAAAAAGCUGCAAAGAGGCAAAAAGAAAUCGAGACCGAAGACGUGACGCCUGUGAAAAAAACUGAAAAAAGGCAAAAAGAAAUCGAGACUGAAAACAUGACGCCUGUGAAAAAAACUGAAAAAAGGCAUAGUGAAAAUGAGACUGAGGACAGAGCAGCUGUGAAAAAAGUGAAAGUGUCUCAUAGAAGUCAUGGCCAAGAGAAGGGCCUGGUGCUAGUGCUCGGACAGGGGGAUGUAGGUCAGUUGGGUCUGGGAGAGGACGUUCUCGAGCGGAAGAAACCAGCCCUGGUGACUCUUCCAGAGGGUAUCGUGCAGGCCGUAGCAGGAGGCAUGCACACCGUGUGCCUCAGUGACACAGGACAUGUCUACACAUUUGGAUGUAAUGAUGAGGGUGCGCUGGGCAGAGAUACCUCAGAGGAGGGCUCCGAGAUGGUGCCAGGAAAGGUAGAGCUAGCAAAGAAAGUAGUUCAGGUGUGUGCAGGUGAUAGCCACACAGCUGCUCUAACAGAAGAUGGUGCCGUCUUCAUCUGGGGAUCUUUCAGGGAUAACAACGGUGUCAUUGGCCUUCUAGAGCCUAUGAAAAAGUGUACCCUGCCUGUUCAAGUCCUAAUAGAUAAACCUGUGCUUAAAAUAGCUUCAGGCAAUGAUCACUUGGUAAUGCUGACUUUAAAUGGGGAUAUCUACACCUCUGGCUGUGGAGAGCAGGGCCAGCUGGGUCGAGUGCCAGAGCGCUUUGCCAACCGAGGGGGCAGGAAGGGGUUAAUGAGGUUACUAGAGCCGCAGAUGGUCAUGGUAAAACCUAGAGGAAAGGUCCACUUUGUUGAUGUCUUCUGUGGGGCGUAUUUCACUUUUGCUGUAUCUGAAGAUGGUCAUGUCUAUGGCUUUGGCCUUUCCAACUAUCACCAACUAGGCACUUCAAGCACAAACACAUGCUUUGUUCCUGUAAAGCUGACUGCCUUCAAAAAUUCCACCACCACCUGGGUCGGUUUCUCUGGUGGGCAACACCACACCGUCUGCUUGGACUCUGAAGGGAGGGUGUACAGUCUUGGUCGUGCUGAAUAUGGGCGUCUGGGUCUGGGAGAGGGUGCUGAGGAAAUGAGUGAACCUACAGCAGUUAAAGGAAUUAGUGGUGCCUGUGUGGUGGCUUGUGGGGCAUCUGUGAGCUAUGCUGUCACUAAAGAAGGCUCUGUAUAUGCUUGGGGCAUGGGCACCAACUUGCAGCUUGGCACAGGAGAUGAGGAUGAUGCAUGGAGUCCCGUGGAGAUGGCCGGCAAGCAGUUGGAGAACCGGACUGUUCUCUCAGUUUCCAGUGGAGGGCAGCACACAGUCUUACUGGUCAAGGACAAGCAGGAGAGCUGAUAUUAAACCUGAGUGCUGAGUUGCCGAACUGUACUACUGUGUUGCUGGUAACUAAAACCAUAGCUUGAUCUGGGUUGCUAGGGAAAUCUGGGGGGGUACUAGGUAUACCUGUACUGCUGGUUGUGUAUGAUUGGAGAUAUGUGAGGAGCUGGGUGGGACUGGAUCUGAUUAAACCUUUCUCCCACUAGGUGGAGAGCUUAAGUGUUCACUGGAUCUCUUAUGGUAGAUCAUGAUCAAAGUAUUUUUAAACUAGGUUUUCAUUUUGAUUUUUUUGGCAUGUUUCUUAAUUCUUUUAAUGCAAAUCACUAAUUAUUGCAGAGGGUUGGCAGCUAAGUUAGCAUGUGACUAUGUACUGCAAAGUGUUUUGAUGGUUUAAACCGGUCUUAUUCAAUUUCCUGCAGUGGGAUUUUAAACGUUUGUUUUUGGUCAGAGCAAUAACUCUCUAAUGGCUGCAGCUACAAUUUGUUCAUUUCUACAGAGAAGAUCAUUUGAAAUUGCUGUAAUAUUGCAACAUCAAGUUAUUUUUUCCUAAAGUUUGAAAGAUUUGCUGUUUGCAUCCACAAUGUGCUGGCCCAGUGGGAAGUGUAAUAAAAAUUUCAAUCUUU
Messenger RNA from Trichomycterus rosablanca, 2092 nucleotides. It is a transcript of the gene rcc1, whose product is annotated as regulator of chromosome condensation 1. Gene Ontology annotation, cellular component: cytoplasm. The transcript has 10 exons. NCBI's taxonomy places the organism in Eukaryota, Metazoa, Chordata, Actinopteri, Siluriformes, Trichomycteridae. Bases 120 to 1487 code for a protein of 455 amino acids. Gene Ontology annotation, molecular function: guanyl-nucleotide exchange factor activity. The record is from RefSeq and is a predicted model, not a curated record.